UAUUGGAAACUUUCAUUUUUUAAAUAGGGUUUUAAAUGUAAGUAAACAUCCAUAUGUGUUUUAACUUACUGUUUUUAUUACAGUAAUAUUUUGUAUAGAUAAAUAGAUGUUAGUAGAAAAGUAUAUGAAAAAUAAUCAAUUUAGCUAGAUACUUUUACAAGUUAUUUUUUAAUUAAUUUUAUCUAAAUGAAUCAUUGCUUACCCAAAGAAAUGACAGUUCCAUUGUUGGAAAAGUGAACAGGAUAAUAAUGCAACCUUGACUGUUUAACUACAGGGCAGCUUCUUUAGUUGUCCUUGAAGAUUAUACAUUAUGGCCAUUUUGGAUUGAUACUCAUGUAACUCCACCAAUGAUUAAAAAAGGUGAUGGAUUUGUUUACGAUGGCUCAGGAAAGAAGAUUAAAUAUUACAAUGAUGUUCCAGAUAUUUUAGAGAAAUUAAAAAGUGAAGGAUAUAGCUUGGGCAUUGCUUCAAGGACUGAAUGGCCAGAAGGUGCUAAACAGCUAUUAAAAUUAUUAGAUUGGGAAAAGUAUUUUGAAUUUCCUGAAAUAUAUCCUGGUCGUAAAACAACUCAUUUUAAAAGAUUUCAAGAAAAAACAAAUUAUAAAUAUCAGCAUAUGUUAUUUUUUGAUGAUGAAGAACGUAAUAUUCGAGAUGUUAGACAACUUGGAGUCACAAGUAUAUUGGUACCAAAUGGAAUUAGCCAUCAUAUGUUGAAGGAAGGAUUGAAUCAAUUUGCAAGAAAUAACCAAUAAUUUAUUAUGAUUUUUAUUAUAUUGUUGUGAUAAAACUCCUUGUAAAUUAUUUUACUUAU
Molecule: messenger RNA, 811 nt
Organism: Centruroides sculpturatus (bark scorpion)
Lineage: Eukaryota; Metazoa; Arthropoda; Arachnida; Scorpiones; Buthidae
Product: magnesium-dependent phosphatase 1-like
Exons: 6
Coding region: 348-752 (134 amino acids)
Molecular function (GO): acid phosphatase activity
Source: RefSeq, a predicted model, not a curated record